GUGAAACAUGGAACCCAUUGAAGUUGCACUACCAAUUACGAAAUGUCCGUGAACGGUUAGCUAAAAAUCUAGUGGAAAAAGGUGUACUGACAACAGAAAAACAGAACUUCCUUCUUUUUGACAUGACUACCCACCCUCUCACCAACAACAAUAUCAAACAGCACCUCAUCAAGAAGGUUCAAGAAGCAGUUCUUGACAAAUGGGUGAAUGACCCUCACCGCAUGGACAAGCGCUUGCUGGCACUUGUUUAUUUAGCUCAUGCUUCAGAUGUUCUGGAGAAUGCUUUUGCCCCCCUUCUGGAUGAGCAGUAUGAUUUAGCCACAAAGAGAGUGCAGCAGCUUCUGGAUUUAGACCCUGAGUUUGAAUGUAUGAAAGCCAACAUGAAUGAGGUUCUGUGGGCUGUUGUAGCAGCUUUCACAAAAUAA
Molecule: messenger RNA, 425 nt
Organism: Acanthisitta chloris (rifleman)
Lineage: Eukaryota; Metazoa; Chordata; Aves; Passeriformes; Acanthisittidae
Product: Golgi phosphoprotein 3-like
Exons: 1
Biological process (GO): retrograde vesicle-mediated transport, Golgi to endoplasmic reticulum; Golgi to plasma membrane protein transport; Golgi organization
Cellular component (GO): Golgi cisterna; cytosol; trans-Golgi network
Molecular function (GO): phosphatidylinositol-4-phosphate binding
Source: RefSeq, a predicted model, not a curated record